CUGGGAACGUCGAUGAGCACGCGUCUUCUGCUUCAUAAUGUUCGUUUCUCCUCUCCUAGACCGCCCUGCGGGCAAUGGCGGCGCUGUGGAUGUUACAGGUCCAGCGGUGAAGGUGCCCUACAACGCUGACGAGGCUCUAGACGACAUUCCAGCCAUCGCGCGCGCCCUGGACCUUUUUCUCGCGUCGCAGAUGGUGGAGUCGGAGGAUUACUGCUCUAGUGGCGACCCCAACAGGGAACGUAUGUAUUUCUGCAUUGGGUACGGACUCAUCCAAUGCAUAAAGGCAGUAAUGUCCUACGACGACGACGACAUUGUGGCUGCAAUUGGACACGCAAGGCAUGCUACGACGGUGGCUUCGAAGCACCGUAAGGUGUCGUCAUUCACCUCGAAGCUCGCUGGCUACGUCGUUCCUUCCCUUCAUACGACUGGCAUCAGUCUCAUUCAGAGUAUGACCCCGGUCGAGCGCCAUGCAGAGCUCAUUUACGCGGAGAGCAUCUUCGAAAAGUCCAUGCUGGCGGUCAUCUACUCGGGAGAUUGGCUGGCAUUUGCCAAAGAGGCAAUUAAUAUGCGCACCUCGCUUAGCAUUUACCGGUUGCUGUACAAGUAUAUCAAGAGCGUGGAUGAUGCCUCACCAAACGGUUAUGACGACGCUAUUGACGAGCACUUCCGUACAGGCGUCUACCUAGGUGCUGGGGUCGGCAUGCUCGUUCUCAGUCUUCUGCCAUCGAGAGUCAUUGCCAUCGUUGAAAUAUUCGGGUAUCAUGGAGAUCGUCAUGAAGCCCUUGCGAUUCUUGCCAAAGCAGGCGGCUGGACUCGAGAUUCAGACGAACCGACCAUCCCUGCAUCUAAGGAAGGCCUUCGUCGGCCGUUUUGCGACAUGACUCUCGUCGUCUUCCACCUCAUCCUCUCUAGCUUCACUUUUGAAGGAGUUGACGUUCGUAUGGCGGACAAGAUCAUUCGCUGGCACGCGAAACGGUAUCCGAACGGGGUUUUUUUCCUCUUCGGUUCUGGCAGGCUGGCGCUGGUGCAGUCGCGGCCCGAAGAAGCUCUUAAGUAUUAUGCGCGGGCCAUCGAGGUGCAGUCGCAGUACCGUACACUGCAUCACAUCAGCUUUUGGGAGAUGGCUAUAGCGAAUCUCGCGUUGUGGGAUAUCAAGGCCAGUUUGGGGUGCUGGACGGAAUUGGAAAGGGAAGCGACAUGGUCGAAAGCGAUAUACGCAUACGGGAUGGCGGUGUGUCUUUUGGAGACGGGUGGAGACGCGAGACGGCUUAUGGAGAAAGUCCCGGAUUUACGACAGAAGAUUGCGGGGAAGAGUAUCCCGCUGGAGAAGCUCGUUGCAAGGAAGGCGCGCAAGUUUCUCUCGCAGGAUUAUCUUGCGCUUCCAGCGCUGGAGAUGGCGUAUCAAUUUCUCGCUAUCGCACAUGCGCCGAGGGAGGUCGUGGUGACGAAGAUGCUGGUCGAGGUCAAGGCUUGCCUGCAGAGCCUUCGAAGCAAGGACAAGAAGAGGACGCCGGGAUAUUGGGAUGAUUUCUGCCUGGCGAAAUUUCUGGAGGGCGUUUGUAUGAGAUACGUUGCUUACCCAGAUCCCGAUGUUAUACUUCCUCCGAACGCUCCUUCGGUUGAUGAUCUAGCGGGAAUGUCUCAAGACGAAGCUGCCAUCACUUCGAUAUCGGCAUUCGAAGCUGUUUUUGAGGCUGGACCAAAUAUCGAGCUGGAUCACCACAUUGUUUACUAUGCUCAUUAUGAGCUCGGACGCUUGUUGGCGUGUCAGGGUAAGGACGACGAAGCUCGGAAACAAUUCAAUCUCGUUCUUUCGGGUAAACAUCUCGAGGUUGGGCCGUCAGGGAAGAAGGGGAAGUACAGCAUGGAGAAUGCUUUGCAUAUGCGGGCGCAUGCUGCCCAGGAGGCGUUGGGUAAGAGAGCGCUGUGAUGCUUUCAUAGCAUUAUUAUAUCCCAAGGAUUAUGUGCGUUGUCUAGAUAAGCUCAUGGCAUUAGGGGGAUAAUGACAGCUGAGUUGGUGCAUGGCCUGUAUCGUUGAAGCUGGUGUUGUAAGAUGUGGGCAGUAGCUCGGUAAAGUAGCUCGGUACUGCGAAUGAUGUGACGUGACCAGCAGCC
Guyanagaster necrorhizus is the source of this 2115-nucleotide messenger RNA. RefSeq lists its product as uncharacterized. Gene Ontology annotation, molecular function: protein binding. Bases 38 to 1930 code for a protein of 630 amino acids. NCBI's taxonomy places the organism in Eukaryota, Fungi, Basidiomycota, Agaricomycetes, Agaricales, Physalacriaceae. Gene Ontology annotation, cellular component: cytosol; nucleus; mitochondrial outer membrane. The transcript is spliced from 7 exons. The record is from RefSeq and is a predicted model, not a curated record.